Molecule: messenger RNA, 1108 nt
Organism: Toxorhynchites rutilus septentrionalis
Lineage: Eukaryota; Metazoa; Arthropoda; Insecta; Diptera; Culicidae
Gene: Ppt1
Product: palmitoyl-protein thioesterase 1
Exons: 5
Coding region: 168-1061 (297 amino acids)
Biological process (GO): protein depalmitoylation; receptor-mediated endocytosis
Cellular component (GO): lysosome
Molecular function (GO): palmitoyl-(protein) hydrolase activity
Source: RefSeq, a predicted model, not a curated record
AAUCAUUAAGUCACGCAACGGCCGGUGCGAUAUUCGGUAGCAUUGUUUUUAUUUACAUUUCUCGGCUAAAAUCUACUGCCAUUGUCCUGUUGAUAUUCACUCAGUGAGUUCUGUUAGUUAGAAGCGGUCGAAAAGUGAAAUUGUGCGUAUCAUAGAAAUAGAUUGUAAUGCAUUUUCUAACCAUCGGAGUCCUGAUAAGCUACUUGCUUUGUCAGUGCAAUGCAAGGAAUUCGUCUGCUGGACUGCCCAUAGUUAUGUGGCACGGAAUGGGUGACUCUUGCUGCUUCCCGUUCAGUCUUGGGGGUUUCAAGAAAUUUUUGGAAUCCGAUCUGGAAGUAUACGUAACAUCACUGAAGAUUGGUGAAUCGCUCAUAACGGAUUACGAAAGUGGUUAUUUAAUUCACCCAAACAAGCAGAUUGAAGACGUUUGCCAACAGCUGAAUAAUGAUCCCAAAUUGGUGAACGGUUACAACGCGAUUGGCUUCUCGCAAGGCGGACAAUUUCUUCGAGCAAUCGCUCAGCGCUGUCCGACACCUAGCAUGAACAAUUUAAUCACUCUCGGAGGACAACAUCAGGGCGUCUUUGGGCUACCGGACUGUCCCUCGCUGAGCAGCAAGACGUGUGAAUAUUUCCGACAGUUGCUCAACUAUGCAGCUUACACCCAGAAAGUGCAAAAUUAUCUGGUACAAGCUACAUACUGGCACGAUCCAUUGAAUGAGCUAGUGUACAAAGAAUCAAGCACCUUCCUGGCGGAUAUUAACAACGAGAGGGAGAUUAAUCAGACGUACAUUGAGAAUUUGCAAAAAUUGAACAAAUUUGUAAUGGUCAAAUUCACCAAGGACAAGAUUGUACAACCGAUUGAGUCGCAGUGGUUUGGAUACUACAAACCAGGACAGGAUAAAGAGGUGCAAUCGUUGGAGGAGUCUGAAAUAUUUUUAAAGAAUCGCCUCGGGCUCCAGGAAAUGUAUAAAAGGAACAAGCUGGUAUUUUUGGAGUCUGAAGGGAACCAUCUCCAAUUCACCAAGGAAUGGUUCAAGAAAAACAUCUAUCCAUUUUUGUGAAUACCAAAUAUGUAAUGUAUUUGUAUAAAUAUGAUUUAUGAUUUUUA